GGCAGCCGUGCAGUCGAGCGAACGCGGUCUCGAGGUGUGGUGUAAACCGCGCGCGCGUCGCAUACCAACAACAACCGCAUGAGAUGGACCGGCUCGAUCGUGGAUUAUCAAUAUUCGUCGCCCCGAUCUUGUAGCUCUUGUAGAAAUCGCGUAUAAUCAUCGGUGAUGUUCGCCUGACGCAGCUAGUACGCGAUUCUCGAACUCUUGAACCGGGCCGAAAAAAAAAAAACACGUUCGUUCGUCUUAAACCCGCGAACAUCCUGUCGAAAGUUCUGGCAAAAUACUUUGUCGAAGCGUCGUUGUCCUAGCAUUACCACGCAUCGUGACGAGGUAGCGCGCGAGGAGUCGCGGUACUCGCGAUUGUCAUGGCAAGCAAAAAGUAUGAUGAUGGAGUAAGCGAUGAUACCAGUGGUAGCGACUUUGAUGAUGAAGAGGAUCCUGAUAAAAUUGAAGUGCCUGGUGGGGGUAAAGAUCUUGCAACUGCCGCUGUAAUUGGAAGUAUUAAAGAAGAGAAACCUCCAAUUACAGAUUUACCAACAAAUCCUUUGGAUAAAACGCAAGGACCAUUAAAUGAAUUAAACCAAAAAUUUGGUAACAAAAUUCCUGGAGGAUUAGUGACAAAAAAUGCAUCACCAGGUUACGAAAUGGUGCAUGUAGGAGGCUCUCAAGGUACCUCGCCGGGAAAUUUUGUUGGUGGGACAGGUCAAAUGAAUCAAUUGAAUCAAUUAGCAACUGGUGGAUAUCCUGGUUUUCCACCAGGAUUGAAUCUUGCAGGAUUCAAUCCCGCUGCCUUUCUUCAAUCAAGCAUGGACAUGAAUGCUUUGAUGGGUAGCUUUAUGGGUAUGCCUGGUAUGAACAUGGGAGUAAAUCCUUUUGUUCAGUUACUUAAUCAAAGUGGGAUUACCAACUGGGCAGGAUUGUCAGGAAAGACAGUCUCACAAAUGUGGAUGAAUUCAGGUGAUCCAACAAAAUUGAUGCAGCCAAAUAUUCCAGAAGAGGAAGAGGUAGACGAUGAAGAUAUGGGUGUUGCUGAGACUUAUGCUGAUUAUAUGCCAACAAAACUCAAACUCGGACGAAAGCAUCCGGAUCCAGUUGUCGAAACAGCAUCUUUGUCGAGCGUCGAACCAACGGAUGUUUGGUACAAAAUCUCCAUACCGGAGGAGACGAUACGAUCCGGUGCACUCUCUGCCCUUCAACUUGAAUCCAUCACGUAUGCUUCUCAACAGCACGAGCAUCUCUUACCCGAUGGUACACGCGCCGGAUUUUUGAUCGGCGAUGGUGCGGGUGUUGGCAAGGGCAGGACUAUAGCCGGUAUUAUAUUCGAGAAUUACUUGAAAAGUCGAAAACGUGCCAUUUGGGUAUCGGUGUCAAAUGAUCUCAAAUAUGACGCCGAGCGCGAUUUGAAUGACAUAGGUGCAUCGAAAAUAGAAGUACAUGCUUUGAAUAAAUUCAAAUACGCGAAAAUCUCGUCAGCUGUGAAUGGUAAUGUGAAGAAAGGUGUGAUCUUUAGUACAUAUUCUGCAUUAAUUGGUGAAUCGACACAGAGCGGCGGGAAAUAUAAAAGCCGAUUGAAACAACUAUUGCAAUGGUGUGGCGAAGAUUUCGAUGGUCUGAUAAUUUUCGAUGAGUGUCACCGCGCGAAAAAUCUGUGUCCUACAGGAAGUUCAAAACCUACUAAGACAGGAUUGACAGUCUUGGAACUGCAGAAUAAGCUUCCGAAGGCUAGAGUUGUAUAUGCCAGUGCAACCGGUGCUUCUGAACCUCGCAACAUGGCCUACAUGGUACGACUAGGUAUGUGGGGUGAGGGCACGCCUUUCCCAGAGUUCACUGGUUUUAUUACUGCCGUGGAGAAGCGCGGUGUCGGCGCAAUGGAAAUCGUAGCGAUGGACAUGAAGCUGCGUGGCAUGUAUAUCGCUCGGCAAUUGAGUUUUCACGGUGUUGCCUUCAAAAUCGAGGAAGUACCUCUUUCCAAGGAUUUUACAAAAAUUUAUGAUCAUUCAGUGCGAUUGUGGGUGGAAGCAAUGCAGAGGUUCCAGGAAGCGGCAGAGUUAAUAGAUGCGGAGAAUCGUAUGAAGAAAACAAUGUGGGGUCAAUUUUGGUCGGCACAUCAACGCUUCUUCAAGUAUCUUUGUAUCGCUGCGAAGGUGAAGCAUGCGGUGUCAGUAGCUCGCGAGGCAGUCAAGUGUGGCAAAUGCGUGGUGAUCGGUUUACAAUCUACUGGUGAGGCACGUACUUUGGAACAGUUGGAACGUGACGACGGCGAACUCAGCGACUUCGUUUCUACUGCAAAGGGAGUUCUGCAAACGUUAGUUGAAAAACAUUUUCCAGCGCCGGAUCGUAGUCGCAUCCAACGUCUUCUUGGUUUAGAACCACCAAAAUUCAAAUUAGAGGAUGAUGAUCUCGACGCUGGCGGUUCUGCUGGAGGCAGCAAGAGGAAGCCGAUCCGUCAAGCAGCACAGCGUGCGACGAAAAAAGUGCGCUCUUGGUCAUCGGAAGAGGAAAUAUCAGACGAGGAAAAAAACGGCGCUCACAGUUCCGGCUCCGAAUACAAAUUAAGUGGCACCGAAAGUGAGGACGAUCACCAUACGGACGAAGAGAGCAACGUCAGUUCUGAUUUCAAUCCGUUCUUCAGUGAUAGCGAUUCUGACGUUGAUCCCUGGGACAGGCGAAAGAAAAAGGGCAAGAAGCAGAAGAAACCCGCCAAGAAACGUUUGAGCACGCAGGACAAAAUCCAAUCAAUGUUAGUGCAUAAACAGUCCAGUAAUAAAAGUAAACGUAAUGGCGACACGGCGAUGAGUGGGUCAAUGAGUGCUACGGGCGGAAGUGUGCCUCAAAAUCAAGCACCGCCUAGAGAUGCUAUUGAAAGAGCUUGCAGCAUGAAAGAGGAGUUAUUAUCACAAAUAGAAAUUCUUGGCGACCGAUUGCCGCCAAAUACGCUAGAUCAAUUGAUAGAUGAGCUCGGCGGACCAGAAAAUGUCGCGGAAAUGACUGGUAGAAAAGGUCGCGUCGUGCAAAGGGAAGAUGGUGGAAUAGAAUACGAGUCUAGAUCAGAGGUGGAUGUUCCUUUAGAAACUCUUAAUUUGACGGAGAAACAGAGGUUUAUGGAUGGAGAGAAGACUGUAGCGAUAAUUUCCGAAGCAGCUAGUAGUGGUAUAUCAUUACAAAGCGACAGGCGAGCUAGAAAUCAAAUGCGACGUGUGCAUAUCACGCUCGAGUUACCGUGGAGUGCGGACAGAGCGAUACAGCAAUUUGGACGAACGCAUCGAUCGAAUCAGGUCAACGCGCCGGAGUAUAUAUUUCUUAUAUCGGAUUUGGCCGGAGAGAGGCGAUUCGCUUCGAUCGUCGCGAAACGUCUGGAAAGUCUGGGUGCGUUAACGCACGGUGAUCGUCGCGCGACUGAAACCCGAGAUCUCUCGCAAUUCAAUAUUGACAACAAGUACGGUCGUUCGGCUCUAGAAGCGACGAUGAAAACUAUAAUGGGAUACGAACCGCCGUUAGUACCACCACCUCAGGAUUAUCAAGGUGAUUUCUUUAAAGAUGUGGCGGAUGCACUUGUAGGCGUCGGUUUGAUUUGCAAUAGCGAGAGUACGCCCGGUGUGCUCACACUCGAUAAGGAUUACAACAACAUGUCAAAGUUCCUGAAUCGUAUACUUGGGAUGCCAGUCGAUCUGCAAAAUCGUCUGUUCAAAUACUUCACCGACACGCUCAACGCUAUUAUAACUCAGGCCAAGAAGACCGGUCGUUUUGAUAUGGGUAUUCUUGAUCUUGGUACAUCAGGCGAGAACGUUCGCAGGGUGCGUCUUUAUCGGUUUCUGCGGAAGCACGCGACCGGUAAAGCACCAACGGAACUACAUGUAGUCCACGUCGAGCGCGGUAUGAGUUGGUCCGAGGUCACAGACAAGUUCUCGGAGCUGACUGGAGCUAAGGAGGGUUUCUAUCUGAGUCAUCAGAUCCGCAAUGGCAAACAGACGGCCAUUCUCGCGGUCGUGGUGGACAGUGGGAAAAAAAAGUCCGAAAGCAAGAAGGAUCAGCUUUAUAUGGUGUAUAGGCCCAACACGGGUCUGCAGCUACGACAAGAAACUCUAGGCGAAUUAGAGAAGAAGUACAAGAAGGUAAGCGCAGAUGAGGCGGAGCCACACUGGACACAACAGUACGAGGCUUCUGUGAAUACGUGUUCGCAUGCGUAUUGGAGUGGCAAUUGUAAAAAUACCACUCUUGGCAUAGAUUGCGAAGUGGGGCUGAGAAGACGUUCCUAUAAUGUAUUAGCUGGUUCAGUUCUGAGUGUUUGGAGUCGUGUUGAGAAUGUGCUCGCUACGCGAUCCGGACAUAACUCUAAGAUGCAAGUUAUACGGCUACGUACGGAUGAAGGAUUGAAGAUUGUCGGGACGCUGAUCCCAAAGUCUUGCAUGGAGUCAUUACGACAAGCGCUCUCCUCUGACGCAGAGAAGACAGAGGAACAGACAUUUUGAAUGCCGAGUCUCUCAUCAAGGAUAUAAAUAGGACCAAGCAAGACUCUCGAUGUGACGUAGUAUACUGCGACUGUAGAAAGACUUCUUAAAUCUUUCGUCCAAAUGCGAAUUCAGUCGUGAUUGUGCGUAUUUGCAUACAUUACUUGCCUGGUACCGUUAAGAUGUGGCGCACUAAGUAGAUUCCGAAUUGAAUCUACUAAGCGUGAUGAACAUAAAUAAACGCUUCCGAUUAAUUAUCGACAAGGCUAAAAUUACAAUUUGCUGCUUAUUUCUUUGUCAUGUCUAUGUAAUCAUUCGCGAAAAAUUCUAGCAUUCUAGAAUUCUAGCA
Atta colombica is the source of this 4797-nucleotide messenger RNA. It is a transcript of the gene sno, whose product is annotated as protein strawberry notch. The transcript has 17 exons. Gene Ontology annotation, molecular function: chromatin DNA binding; histone binding. The record is from RefSeq and is a predicted model, not a curated record. Gene Ontology annotation, biological process: regulation of DNA-templated transcription. The coding region runs from base 366 to 4469 and encodes 1367 amino acids. Gene Ontology annotation, cellular component: nucleus. Lineage: Eukaryota; Metazoa; Arthropoda; Insecta; Hymenoptera; Formicidae.